Molecule: messenger RNA, 2262 nt
Organism: Symbiodinium sp. CCMP2592
Lineage: Eukaryota; Dinophyceae; Suessiales; Symbiodiniaceae
Source: the annotation of a GenBank genome assembly
AUGGUCCCCAUGGUCGCCGAGCGGCGUUCGCUGGCUGGCUGUCUGACUGAGAUCUUUCGCGGUGAGCUGCACCUCAUACCUUUCGACAAUGUGGUAUCGUCCCUUCGACAGGAACGGAGUGCCGUUGCUGUCGCGAUCCGGCCGCUGUUUCUGCGCCUCCGAGAGGCAGAAGCAGCGGAGCUUCCAGAUGCCUGGCGGGCUUUUGACCGUGCGACGGUGAUGUUGGCAGACCUCACUGCCUUGGAAGACUGGGGCGGUGGGGUCUUGUCUGAAACCCUGCGAGCGGCUGCAGUACAAAUUCUCUCGGCUCGUCACGACGUUUUGGAAACCGUCGUGGACACGCACCUGUCUCGGCUGGGACGCUUUCGUUCUGAUCCGCAUGCAUGCUCCAUGGAGCAGCAUCUCCUAACAUGGCGCUUGCUCGAGCGAUCGUGGCAAUCCAACUUUGCAAAGUUCAAAGGCUUCAAGCACGACUCCGUCCGAGCGCACGCAAGAAGUUGUCACGAGACCUUGCAGGGCUUGGCCAAUGGAGCUCCGGUUGAGGUCUGGGUUUCCAGAUUUGCACGCUGUGUGGACAUCGAAUUAGCUAUUGACAGUUGCUUACCGUCGAGCUACGCCAGCCUGGCGACUUCUUGUGCUACCACGUGGCUGAAUCACAGUCUUCCACUACUGCCUUGGAUUCUUGCAUUCUUGAUUUCACCUACCAAGCAGCUGGAUCUCACUGUCUUGCAACGUCUCCGCAAGGCGCUGGAGGUCUGCAAAGACAGCCAAGCCCUAGCGCAUAUGCGAGAUGCCUUUGUUAAUGCCUGCGCACUUUUGUGCGCUGCCGCAUGGCUCCAAAUGGAGCCAGUGUCAUGGUUAACGUCUCUCCUACAUGCUAUUCACGAGGCAUGCCAGGUGGUUUUGCCAGAAAUUUCGCCAGGGUCCCUGGCAGCUGCAAUGGCCGUUUCUUUGGCCCCUGCCCUCGGCGAGUCGAAGGAGCAUCCGCCGCCUCAGCCGCCUCCUUGGAAAGCGCUUGGAAUCGACUCGCCAGCAGGGGCCCUGAACAUCUCGGACCUGCCCCGCCUGCCCCCGGCCCUGGCGCUGCACACGGGCACUCGAGACGUCGCUGAGUCGAUAGCCAGAGCUCUGCACGGCGAAGUCAAGAGGUGCUCGGCUGCAGGUGGCAUAUGGCCCGGAAUGAUGGGGCCUCUUCUGCUCCUCUUCCGGCUCCUACCGGAUGCAGGCGGUGCUCCACUUCUGUGGCAAGCACGCCUCAUGUCUCUUCGCGCCUUGCGGGGCUUUCGCGUCCAGGAUUCCGAGGAGAUCCAUUUGGAGCAUCGCCUUCUGGAUUUCUUUCGAAAUGAAUGCGGCCAUGGACAUUCUCUCCUGCGACAUGUCGCAGAGAUCCUGCGAGAAAGCUCUUCGAACGACAGCGCGGAAGUAUUUAAGGCCACGACACUCAACAUGGCGGCUGCAUCCAGCCUUAACUUCAACUCCAUUUCAAUGCUUUCACUGUCGGGAUCCCCACCGACGUUGUUCUCUGCAUCCCGACCGAUUGUGGAGGCACAAUCUCGCUGGGCGGAAAGUUACCUGUCGAGGUAUCCAAACAGGAAGCUCAGGUGGCGCAUCUGGGGUGCAGCGAAAGUGCUGUGGAGCCAUGAUCGAGGACAAACACUGCUUACAACGACGGAGCUGCAAGCGCACAUCCUGCUGGCACUAGGUCAGGGUGAGGGCUUCUCACGCAAAGACUUCGAGGAGGCAGCGCUCAGCUGGUCCCAAGCCGACAGCGAAGUUGAUCAGGACCUCAAGCUGAAGCCUUGGCGCCUGGCGCUGGCGCAACUUUCAGCACAGAAAGAGGGUCCGGUGGAGCUCGACUCCGAGAGGCUGCGUGUGCGGCCAAGCUGUGGCUGCUCGGAGCUGGACCUCACCGAAGUGCCCGACUUUUCCACGGAAAAUCAAACACAGGAACCUUCAAGCCCUUCACGAGAUGCCAGAGCACCCAUCAUCGAUGCAGCCUUGGUGAGGAUACUGAAGUCUUGUCAUGUCUUGUCGGCCGAUGAAGUCUUGGCGAAGCUUGCGGCGUACCCCGAAAGCCUCGCUUUGCCGGAGAAUCUGCCCAAUACGGCCUUCUCAACAGCCAGGCUUGCCGCCCAGGAUUCUGUUGAGUCCUUCGGCCGCCUCUCCUCGCUGUGCGAUCGAGGCAUCCUGCGAAUGGAGCGCCUGGACGGCGAGACAACAGGUCCUGUCGACGGGGCCACGCGCAUCUUCUACGAAGAGUGA